AUGCAAUAUUCGUAUCGUAGGUCAAAAGGUACUGGAAGUGAAUUAAAAGUUUUAGCAGAAAAUGGAGAGAAAAAGAUCAAAACCUCCAAGUUAUUUAAAAAUAUUGGCAUUAGGACUGUCGAGGACAACACAGUAAAGUACUACAAAUUGAAGGGGGAAAAAAGCGACAUUUGUGAAUAUGGCUUCCGCCAAAAAUCAUUCCUUGAGGGCUCUGGCUCAAUCAAUAAAGAAUCUUACGAGCUUUUGGAUUCAUCUGCUAUUGAAAAAAACUUCAAAUAUCAGACCCAAUUGGGCAAAGUUGAAAAUGUUGAAGAUCUAAAACACUAUGCUCAAAAUAUAUUAAACGAGGUCUUAGUAGACGAAAAGUCAUUGAUAGUAACGAUGCUUGAUAGAAUAAUGGAAGACGUACAAAGUUUAAAUGACGAUGUUAUGAAACCAGUCCAAGCUAACAUUGAAAAAAUUUUAGAAACUUUAAAUAAUGUCUCCGAUAUUAAUAACAGCAUUGACGACAUAAAGAAAUUAACGCAGUUGAUAAAAGACAUUACGGAAAAAAAUAAUUCACUAUUGGAUCGUUUUGCUGAACAAUAUGACAAAGUGAUAUGUCGUUUAGAAAGUAUAGAUAGCCGAACUGAACGGAUAGAAGGUACAACUGAAAGGAUUGACGACAGAACUGAAAGGAUAGAUGGCCGAACUGAACGGAUAGAAGAUACAACUGAAAGGAUUGAUGACAGAACUGAUAGAAUCGACGGCAAAACUGAAAGGAUAGAUAGCCGAACUAAACGGAUAGAAGGUACAACUGAAAGGAUUGAUGACAGAACUGAACGGAUAGAAGGUACAACUGAAAGGACGGAUAGCCGAGUUGAACGGAUGGAAAAUCGAUUGGGCAAAAUGGAAGAAAAUAUAAUUAAUAAAAUUGAUGAAAAGGGAAGCUCAGAGGCAAUAGCUGCAGCGACCUCUCAAGGUAAAAGGAAAGUCUUAACUAUCGGAGCAACGAACUCUAAGCACUCUUUAAUCUACCAAACUUAG
Messenger RNA from Trichoplax adhaerens, 1026 nucleotides. RefSeq lists its product as uncharacterized. NCBI's taxonomy places the organism in Eukaryota, Metazoa, Placozoa, Uniplacotomia, Trichoplacea, Trichoplacidae. The transcript is spliced from 2 exons. The coding region runs from base 1 to 1026 and encodes 341 amino acids. The record is from RefSeq and is a predicted model, not a curated record.